Xylona heveae TC161 is the source of this 984-nucleotide messenger RNA. RefSeq lists its product as hypothetical. The coding region runs from base 1 to 984 and encodes 327 amino acids. Gene Ontology annotation, cellular component: nucleus. Gene Ontology annotation, biological process: regulation of transcription by RNA polymerase II. The transcript has 2 exons. NCBI's taxonomy places the organism in Eukaryota, Fungi, Ascomycota, Xylonomycetes, Xylonales, Xylonaceae. Gene Ontology annotation, molecular function: RNA polymerase II cis-regulatory region sequence-specific DNA binding; DNA-binding transcription factor activity, RNA polymerase II-specific. The record is from RefSeq and is a predicted model, not a curated record.
AUGGCUUCAGCAUUGGCAUCCAACCCGUACUCAUCGGGCCAGAGUAUCAACAACUAUGUUCCGCAACAGCGAUUGCCGCAGCCGCCUCCAUCGCCACCAGUGGAAGAGAGCAGCAACAGGUGCUCGCUGCCGUCGAUAUCAAGUUUACUUUGCGACAUUGCUGGUCGGGCUGUUGCCCAAGAUGGUCAUGCUCAAGAAAAGCAAUGGCAUGCACCAAUGACGAUGGAACCUGCGGUAGAUGCCAGUCGGCCGACAUCUCUCCCUUCAGCGGCAUGUGGCCCUUCAAUGCUGGCCAGUCAUUCUAGAGUAAUUCUCCCGCCUACACCCCCUUUGCGGCCGGGAUCCGGUUUUGACGCUCCAAAGUCUCCCUCACGCCAUUCGUCGGCCUCGUCAAUCUCCGAGCCACCAUAUCAUCUCUCUCAAGGGAUCAACAAUGUUGACCCGACUUCACAACACCAAUUGGCGAUUGUAGUGCCCCCACAAUCGCAACAUUCCAUCUCGUCUCAUCCUGAAUCCGUCUCGCCCUACAGUGACUCCGCAUACGGAUCGUCUUACAGCGCAUCCCCGGGACAUAUAUCCACUCCUACGUCCUACUUCUCUGAUCUUCAUCACCCGAGCUCCGCACCGACGUCUUCUGGCAUGUACUACCAGCGCCCGCUUCCAUCUUCAUAUUUGCCGCCUAUAGCGAUCCCACUUACGCCUGGGGCAGCAGCAAACAGCGCAAACCCGUGGCAACACCACCAUUACAUCUCCCCUUCUUCCCAAGCCGCCUUUCCCCAGUCGCAAGAUCGAUAUAUUUGCCCGACGUGCAACAAGGCUUUCUCACGCCCGAGUUCUCUCCGCAUUCACAGCCACAGUCACACCGGUGAGAAACCAUUUCGAUGUCCACACAAGGGCUGUGGCAAGGCUUUUAGUGUGAGGAGCAACAUGAAGAGACACGAGCGCGGCUGCCAUUCUGAUGAGCAUCACGUCAUGGCAAUGUAG